Molecule: messenger RNA, 668 nt
Organism: Clunio marinus
Lineage: Eukaryota; Metazoa; Arthropoda; Insecta; Diptera; Chironomidae
Source: the annotation of a GenBank genome assembly
UCUAUGAAGUAAUGACGUUGAGUUUCGUUGUGUUUUCCCAUUCAUGCACAUACCCACUUCGAUGACAUCACGAAACUUCACUUCGUUCUCUCAAUUUUUUUCUUUCUUCUCUUUCUCUACUGUUCAAACACAACGCAGCAAUGUAAGCGAUUCAUUCGAUUAUCAGAAGUCAAACUGAACAGUCGUGAAAGUUAUUCACGGAAUUAAAGAGAAAAAAAGAUUAAAGUUGUGCAAUUGAAUUUGUUGAACAAAAGAGAAAAUUUUGUUAAAAAAAUAUUCAUUUGCUGUUGAAGAAGAAACGAAAAAAGUUACAAAGAAAAAUAAUUAAAGCCAAGACCGGUGCAAAUAAAGUUUAAAAAGUGUAAUCAACUGAUUCUACUUUGACGAGCUCAUCAAGAGAUUAAAACAAGGAAGAACUUUUUCAAUUAAUUGAAAGUGAAAACCCUGAGAAUAAAUAAAAAUCAUUAAUUAUGUCGAUGCUUUGGAUGGGAACAUUGAAAUUGUCCAUGAUCUUCGCUGUUACGACAAUGGUGGUUAAAAAUGAGCUUCUAGAUAAAGAAGAAGGAAAAAAGUUGCAACUGUGCGACACAAAAAAUCCAUUUAUCAAUUUCUCUAACCCCAAAGAAGAAGGAAAAAAGCUUAAUGGUAUAACAAUUAAGGAAAGCUAG